AUUGUGUCGCACUAUAAACCAAACAACUUAGCUUGCACAUAAAACCACCGCUUACAGCAGGCAUAGCAAAACUAAGGUUUAAGUGUUCUAUUUCCGAAUAAUAAGAGCUAAAAGCUACAUUUCAAAAAGCCGAAUUCGACUGAUUUGCAUAACAGUUAUUGUGAACGUUCUUAUGAUUACAAUUGCUCCUCAUGAUAUCUGAACGACGCUGAUGUGAUUUCUACCUCUUACAUUGUAAAAUUAUUAGAAAAAUUGAAUAUUUGUUUGCCUGUAAUCUGUGUUGUUGUUUUUUUCGUAAGUGAAUUUAAUCAAUUACCAUGGAUAUUUUGGAAGACAACCGAGCGUAUGAAACCGCAGUGGAGAAGAAAUGCAUCUCCUCGUGCCGGGUACCGCUACACAACCAGAAUCUUCUGUCGAUCCCCAACGACCACCUGUACCACAUUGCCCUCAGCAGCGGCGACAACGACCUCCGACAGAUGUUCGGCGACGUCAAGUUUGUAUGUUUCGGCGGUACCCCCUCAAGGAUGGAGAAGUUCGCUAGGUUCAUGUCCCGAGAGCUCGGCCUUGGCACUGCUCCCGCCCAUAACUUCGCCGGAAACACUGACCGGUACGCCCUCUAUAAGGCAGGACCCGUCCUGUCCGUAAGCCAUGGCAUAGGUAUCCCGUCCCUGUCAAUAGUGUUCCAGGAGAUUGUGAAACUUGUGUACUACGCCGGAUGUGAGGACGUGACAUUCUUCCGGAUAGGCACUUCCGGCGGGAUAGGCCUUGAACCCGGGACAGUUGUGAUAAGUGAAAGCGUCGUGAACGGCCAGUUGGAACCAAUUUAUAAGCAGAUCAUUCUCGGAAAGCAGGUGGAGCGCCCGGCCGUGGUUGACCAGGAUCUGGCCCAGAACCUUCAUAACCUCGCCCUUGAGGACGACCGAUACAAGACAGUCAAGGGCACCACACUAUGCGCGGACGAUUUCUAUGAAGGCCAAGGUCGCAUAGAUGGCGCUUUCUGCGAGCACGACGAAGAGGAGAAAAUGUUGUGGUUACGGGAAAUGCACGAGGCUGGGGUGACCAACUUGGAAAUGGAAUCACUGGGCUUUAUUGCGAUGUGUCACAGAGCUAACAUCAAAGGUGCCGUGCUGUGUGUUACACUCCUUGACCGGUUUGAAGGGGACGGCAUUACCACCAACCUUCAGCUACUCCACGAGUGGCAGACCUAUCCGCAGAUGCUCGCGGCGCGCUUCAUAAAAUCGACCCUUGGGCUUUAGUUGUCGAUGCGAGCCGGAUGCAUGAGGCGCGUGGGCUUAAUGCAUUUGCAUAAAUUGUCGUUCCAUAGUAGCCUGUGCAGUUCGCACAGGCUAAUCAGGGACGACACUUUUCACUUUUAUUGAGUUUUGUUUGAAGGAAGUCUUUUUAAACAAAAAUCCAGUUAAUGCGGAAAGCGUCGUCCCAUUAGCCUUUGUGGACUGUACAUGCUUAGCUUGGACGACACUUAAGUAGGCAGCAUUAUGCGUUUGUGAAUCGAACAUUGUUUGCACACGAAUAAUGCAUAGGACCGUUCAUGAACACCGUAACAAAAAUACAUAUUUUACUGUGUAAAUUGCAUUUAUAUAAGUGCGAAAAACUACAGGUAUUUUAACGGUUUCGAGAGACGUCAUAUUAGCCAGAUUUGAUCAUAAGUUGAUAACAUUUUGUACGAAUUCACUCAUAUGUUAGGUUGUGAGUCGAGUGAUAUAUAGUGAUAUAUAAAGCGUUACACAACAGCAUGUUGACAAAUGAGUCGUGUUCUGAGAAAACUGGACAUAAUGCAUGUGCGUAAAGUGUCGUUCCAGAUUAGCCUGUGCAGUCCGCACAGGCUAAUCAUGGACGACACUUUCCGCUUAAAUAAGAUUUAAUUAAGAAGAGACUUCAUUUAAACGAAAAAUGUCAUAAAAGCGGAAAGUGUCGUCCCUAAUCUGGGACGACACUUGACGCACAUGCAUUAUGCCCAGUUUUCUCAGAACGCGACUCAAAUAAAAGCGUUGUAUUAUAUUGCAGUCAACGAAUGCAAUAGCGCUUACAGGUUUUGACAAUCUUUAAGUUUACCUACUGAAGUAAGUUGUAUUUGCUCAGCGUUUAUAUUUGAUGGUGUAUAAUUUUCUUUAUUUAAGUUGCAACUGUUGUGUUUGGUAUUAAUGUUUAACUUUUUAAAUAGAUAAAACAUCGAUGAAUAAUAAAACUAGAACAAUAGUUUAGAUGAAGUAGUUUCAUAAAAUAAACGAAAGGAAAGUUGUAUUCAAUAUUAUAAUUGUAUAAAACACAAAUAUUUUACUGCUGUGCAUGUACACAAUACAUUUGCUUUGUUGAAAAAUCCCCAAAUGUCUGUUCAGAUUCGUUUAUACGAUUUCACUCAAACAAUAUUUUAUUGAUGGUUCCACAAAAAGAGGUUUGAUUAAUUGGUUGGUUGUAGAAUGCGAUAAUAAAGCAUUGACACCCAUUUAUGCCUAGUGGACUCUCCCAUCCUUCUUAAUUGGAUCAAUUUAUUUCCAAAAUUAGGGAUGUCUAGUAUAUUUAUUGAUAUAUUAAGAAUAUUUCUUACAGAAAUUCCUUUAAGCAAACAGCGCAGACCCUGAUGAGACGCCGCAUCAUGCGGCGUCUCAUCUGGGUCUACGCUGUUUGCCAAGGCCUUUUUUUCUAGACGCUAGGCAUAAAUGGGUUAAACUACAAAUUGCAUGUUGCGUAACAGUCAUUAUUGUAUAUAGAUGUUUUUUGUACCGUUCAUAUCAGUUUUGUAUAAAGAGAUUGUGCCAUAUUUCACUUCCACGUUUUUCGUACCACAUAACAGUCGCGCUUUAUUUAUGCUGACUUGAUACCCAUAUUAUUUCAUCCUUAAGAUAUUUUACUACCUCGUUAUGUUAUUCAUUUAUAACAGAAUUGUGUAGUAUUUUCUCUCGAGUGAGUCACUGUUACUUGAUACCCAUAUUAUUUGAUCCUUAAUUAAGAUAUUUUACUACCUCGCUAUGUUAUUCAUUUAUAACAGAAUUGUGUAAUAUUUUCUCUCGAGUCACUGUUAUACAUACACGAAUUUGACUCAUUGUACCGUUUCCAAUGUAUAUUAUGUACAUUGUCGCCAAAUAUCGCUUUUCAUUUACAAUUUAAUUUACGAAUGUAUAUUUUAUUUAAGUAAUUAAGCGGUCUGGUGUCAACAUUUUCAAUAUUUUAUACUGUAAAUGUGUAAUGUGUCACACUGGUAGGUUUCAGUAGCAAACAGACUGCAAUUUGUGAUGUAAAUAUAACUAACAGUGUCAACUGUUUAAUGAUAUCACAUGUCUACGUCUUAUUUCUGAUCAUAUCUCAGUCUAUAAUUCCUUUAAAUUCUAUUGUUAUCAGGUACACAUUCCUUAUGUACAUAGAUAUGCAGUGAUACUGUGUGCUUGUAUCAUAUAUUGUUUUGUUUUGAAUAUAAUAAACUGAAAACAUGAAA
Dreissena polymorpha is the source of this 3451-nucleotide messenger RNA. RefSeq names its product uridine phosphorylase 1-like. Bases 318 to 1256 code for a protein of 312 amino acids. The record is from RefSeq and is a predicted model, not a curated record. Gene Ontology annotation, biological process: nucleotide catabolic process; uridine catabolic process. Gene Ontology annotation, cellular component: cytosol; cytoplasm. The transcript is spliced from 8 exons. Lineage: Eukaryota; Metazoa; Mollusca; Bivalvia; Myida; Dreissenidae. Gene Ontology annotation, molecular function: uridine phosphorylase activity.